AUGGAAAAGUAUUGGGCAACCCAUCCAGAUGAAGUUUUCAGUCCAUGCACCAGCGAAGUAGAUGGGGACAAAGUCUACUUCAUUGACGAACAUGGCAAACGUGUGACAGGCAAAGGUGGUUUGGUCACGCAUCCAGUCGCGAAACUCGGAGAGCUGCCCAAAGUUCACGAAGCCCAGCUCAGUGGUGUUGGAAAUGUCUGCGAGCUUGUGGUGGUUGAUAAUGCAGCAGUUCUGCACACCGUGCGCACCAGAUACAAAAGAACUGACAUUUACACCUUUGUGUCCAAGAUGUUGGUGGCCGUGAAUCCGUUCAGGGACCUGCCGGUUUACUCCAAGGAGAACUUGAUGAGAUAUUUGGGAGCAACCAGCACCAUGGAUUUACCGCCGCACAUCUAUGCUUUGGGCCUCCACGCAGUCAAGGCUGAAGUGCUUGAGGGUGAUCGAAUGUACCAGCCAGGCAAGUGGGUGUCACAGAAUGGUGUGAGCAACCAGGUUGUGCUGAUCAGUGGCGAGUCCGGUGCGGGCAAAACCGAGUCUGCGAAACUGGUGAUGUCUUACAUCUCAGAGGCACUGGGGAGCUCUCGCAACUUGCAGCGACGGGACAGCCGUCCCAGAUAUUCCGUCGCUGCAGACACUGCCAGACGACGGAGUCGAUACUCCGUGGUGGACCCGGCCAAGCCCAGCAUUCAGGACAAAAUCAUUCAGACGAAUCCCAUCCUAGAAGCUUUUGGCAAUGCCAUGACGGUCAGGAACAACAACUCUUCCCGCUUCGGCAAGUGGACGCAGAUGAUCAUUUCUCCCAACAUGGCGAUUCAAGGAUGCUCGGUCACUGACUACCUGCUGGAGGUUACGAGAGUGUGCGGUUGUGGUGAGAAGGAACGCAACUACCACAUAUUCUUUCAGUUGCUGCAAGCCAGAGCUGAUCCACAGUUGCAAGACCUUGAUAUUCAAGCCCCAGAGGAAUACAACUACAUCAAGGGCUCAAGAUUUACAGCACCUGGCAUCGAUGACACUCGAUGUUUUCAAGAAGUCAAGGAGGCUUUUCUGGCUCUUGAAUUCAGCCCAGAGGUCCAAAAAGAAAUCUUCAAGGUGGUCGUGGGCUUGCUUGUCGUGGGAAACAUUGAUUUCGUGGAUGGCGAUGAAGCUGAGAUCAAAGGAUCUGAUGUGGACAAAGCCAGCCAGCUGCUGGGCAUCCCUUCCAAGGUGCUGCAGGAAAUGAUUCUUGUGCAAAAACGGAAGAUCGGUGGUGAGGUAGUGAACUCCCGAAGGAGCACUGCGCAGGCCAAAUCUGUGCGCGACACCUUUGCCAGGAUGCUAUAUGGUCGAACCUUCAAGUGGCUCAUUGAGAAGAUCAAUGACCGGCUUCGACAGUCCUCCACUAGCCAAGUGUUUUUGGGUGUCUUGGACAUUGCUGGCUUUGAGAGUUUCGAACACAACAGCCUGGAGCAACUUUUUAUCAACCUCAGCAAUGAGAUUUUGCAAAGUCACUUCAACCAGCACUUCUUCCGGAUGGAAUUGCAGGAAUACGAAGCAGAGGGCAUCAAAGUUGGAAUCGAUGUGACAUAUCAGGACAACUCAGACAUCGUGAGUUUGAUCAAUGCAAAGGGAGGCAUCCUGUCCAUUUUGGACGACGAGGCCUUGAUUCCGAAGACCACGGAUCAGACCUUUGUGUCGAAGGUCAUCAAAAGCCAUGGCAACCAUGCCAGGAUUGUGAAGAGCAAGAUGGGAGGCGCAGUGAAGUUUGGAAUCAAGCACUUUGCUGGAGAAGUCACUUACGACGCCUCUGGUUUCUUGGAAAAGAACAUGUCCAAGCUGCCUGAUGAGGCCGGAGCUUUGCUUCUUUCCUCAUCCUCUUCGCUUCUUGAGGAGAUCGGCAAGAAGGUGCAGGAAGAAGUUGAGACUGAAAACCGCAGCAGGGGGCGAAAGGCAAAGACGGUGAGUUCAGGCUUCCGACAAUCGCUGGAGGAGUUGAUGCAAACAGUCAAUUCUGCAGAGCCGCACUUCAUUCGGUGCCUGAAGCCCAACGCAGCCAAGGAACCAAACAACUUCGACUCCAAGUAUACCUACGAGCAGAUGCUGUACAGUGGCAUCUUUGAGGCUGUUAGAAUCAGGCAGUCCGGCUUCCCCAUGCGCUUGCUUCACGCAGAGUUUCUGGAGCGCUAUGGCAGAUUGAUGCCCAAGGAGCAGUGGCCACAACUGGUGGGGCCUAGGCAAGUGAGUCCGCCCGAGAAGGUGGAGCUGUUGGUGUCCGCUCUCCGUGAGCAGCUCACGACCAGCGACUUGCCAGACAAGGGCCUAGUGCUGGGAAAGACCAAGGUCUUGGGCAAGGCACUGACCAUGAGCCUUUUGGAAGAGAUCCGCCACAAGACUCUCUUGGCGCAGAAGCAGGAGCAGGAAGCCGCAGUAGAAGAGCUCGAGAGGGCCAUCAAGGGUCGCAACCCCGAAGCCUUGCUGGCUGCUUUGGUAAAGGAGAAGCGAAUGGAAAUCAUGAAAGGCUUGCAUGAAGCCAUCAAUCUGCGGGAAGUCCCACGUCUGAGACAAGCAAUCAAAGAGGCAGAAGACUUUGGUCUGGACCAUGCAGAUGAUCUUGCAGUACUUGAGGAAGCUGUGACAACCAUGCAGAAAGAGCUGUGGCCGCAAGCGCGGGCCGGCUUGACACAGGCAGUUGCGUGUCGGGAAAUCAAAAAGCUACAAGAUGCUUUGGCAGAGGCAGAACUUGUUGGUCUUCCCACAGAGGAGAUGAAACCUGCAAGGCAGAUUCUCCAGGAGGAGGAAAGAAAGGUUGCAGCCAUGGAGGGGCUGAAGGAACCACUACGACUCCGGGACAUCGCUGCCAUGCAAGCGGCCAUUGCGGAAGGUGAAGCCGCAGGUCUCUCGGCAGGUGAUUUGGAAGGCAUCAAGACGGCGCUUGCAGAAGAACAGCGCAAAGCAACUGCUCGCACCGCUUUGCAGAGCGCAGUGAAGUCCAGAAAGGUGCCAGAGUUGCAGGCGGCCUUGGAGGAAGGGGAAGCCUGCCAAUUGGAAGGCUCCGAGCUCUAUGAGGCAAAACGCAUCCUGGCAGACGAGCAGUCCAAGAUGCAAGCGAGGAGUGCGGUCGAGAAGGCCACCCAGAGCCGGGAAGUGACCGAGCUCCGCGCCGCGCUGAAGCAGGGCCUGGCCUGGGGGCUGGAGGAGGCGGAGCUGCAAAGGGCGCGGAUGAUCCUGAAACAGGAAGAGAUCAAACUGGAAGCCUUGAGAGCCUUGGAGGAUGCCUUGCGCAGCCGUGACAUCGAGGAGCUGCAGGCGGCAAUCCGACAAGGCCAGAGCUCCAAUUUGGACCCAUCGCAACUGCGUCCUGCGCGGACUGCCCUGGAAGAGGAGCAAAAAAAGCUCGCGGCGAGAUCCGGGCUCGAGAAGGCCAUCAAGCGUCGGGACAUCAACGCGCUGAUGAGAGCCUUGACAGAGGCAGAAAAAGCAGGCCUAUCAACAGAUGUCGAUGAGGAGAUGCGCGUGGCAAAGGAGACCCUAGCCACCGAACAGGCCAAGGCUGCGUCAAAGGAGCAGUUGGCGAAAGCAAUGAAAGACCUUUGCUACGAUACCAUUCCAGCUCUGCGCGAAGCAAUUCAAGAAGCUGAACUUCAAGGGCUGGAUGCAGUCCUAGUCGACCCGGCCAAAGCGAAGCUGGAGACAACCGAGCGGCAGUUGGCUGCGAAGAUUGAACUUCAAGAUGCUUUAGCCACUCGUGGUAUUUCUGAGCUGGCUUCCGCCAUUAGCAGUGCUGAAGCCGCAGGUCUUCAUUCAGCGGAUGAACACCUGGCAGAAGCCCGCAGAACACACGCGGAUGAGAAGAGACGUGUUAAAGCCCAACAAGGACUCUUCGAUGCCGUGCAAAGCCGAAACAUUGAGCAGUUGCACAAGGCCCUGGAAGAAGGCAAGGUCUGCUCCCUCAACGAGGACGACCUGCGGGAGGCCAACGAUGUGCUGAUGGAAGAGCUGCGCAAGGCCAAUGCACGCGAAGGGCUGCAACGGGCGACCUGGAGCCGAAGUAUCCUGGACCUUCGCUCCGCCAUCGCCGAAGCGGAGGAUGCAGGGGUGGAUGAAGAUGAAACCAUGGAAGCAAGGCAGAUGUUGGGCAUCGAGGAGGGAAAGGAGGAAGCACGGAAUGGCUUGGAGACAGCUGUCCAGAGCCGAAAUGUGGAGAUGUUGGAAGAUGCUUUGGAGGAGGCAGAUCGUUGCGGCCUUGUCCCCAAAGAGACAGAGACGGCAAGGCAAAUUCUUGCGGAGGAGCAGCGGAAAUUGGCUGCCUUGGAGGGUCUCAACGAGGCCAUUGCCAGCAAAGACAUAGCAGCCUUAGAGGCAGCGAUUCUGGAAGCCCAGCAGGCUGAUUUGGAUGCAACAGAAGUCGACACUGCAAAGAGCUUGCUGGAGUUGGAAUUGCAGAAAAUCGCCUUGUGGAAAAGGCUUGAGAAGGCACAACAACAAAGGGUGAUCAACGAGUUGCGCGAUGCUUUGUCUGCAGCCAUGAACCUGGGCUUCAGCCUUUCGGAGCUCGCACCGGCACAAUCAGUUCUGAAAGAGGAAGAGAGGAAAGAAACCGCGCGCGAAGCUUUGGCAGAGGCGGUCUCUGAUCCAGACGUCGCCACGUUGGAAGCUGCCCUAAAGGAGGCCGUAGACUCGGGCCUUAUGGAGGAGGAGAUGGUAGCCGCCAAGGAUGCCUUGCAGCUUGCACAACGUUUGGUGGAGACCCGAAAUGACUUGGAGUCUGCGGUGAAAACUCGGGAUCCAGCCAGGCUCAUGGCGGCCAUCGAGAAAGGCCAGAGCUGCGGCCUGGAACGCCACGAGUUGGAGCCGGCGGAGGCGGUGCUCAAAGAGGCUCGGGUCGAGCAAACCAGAGAAUCGCUCAAGAGGGCCAUCAACGAGCAGGACGUCCGGGCGCUUUUCCGCGCCGUUGCAGAAAGUGAAGCUGUUGGUCUGGAACCAGAGGAAUUGGAUGAGGCGAAGCGUGUGCUGGAAGAGGAAGCAGCAUUGGCCACUAAGGAUGCGGAGCAUCGCCUAGAGAGGCGGCAGCUGCUGCUGCCGGCGGCGGAGCUGACCUUUGAGGUGGCGCGCCCUGCGCUAGACGCGGAGGGCUAUGGAGGCUUCGAUUGGAAAGUCCGUGAGAACAUCGCCUUUAGCACGGUGGCGGUGGGGCAAGAGCUGGCAGCAGCUUUGGAGAAAGCUUGGUUCACCAAGAAGUCGAACAUCUUAGACGAGCUUUGCCAAAACCUCCACAGCUGCCACAUGUCAUCGAUAGGGAGACUUUGCAAACCUGAAGCUUUGGACAAACAUGUCUUAUUGAAACUGGGCCUCGACCUGAAGAUGGAGUGUGAUACGAGCGAAAAUUGGGCAAGCUCACCAAUCGCCCUGGCAGCUAUGCUGUUUUACACACAGCAAGACGUUGACAUUGACCGGGCCUUGCUUUUCCCGGACUGUCCAUCGUCAAUGGUGGCCGCUCAGUUGUUCAAAGAACGCAAGGAGGCCUACGAUGCGUACCGCACGCGCACUUCCGCCCUGGGUGCGCGCAAUCCGAUGCUCUUCAGCGAGGUCAGUCAUGUGGCGACAGCAGUGCUGCAGUCUGCUCUGCGUGGUCUGCAACAGGCACCUGAUGUCACCACCGAGCGACCUUUGCAGAAGUGGGUCAAGACGGCAUGUUUGUUGAGUUCCUGUCGACAGAAGUUUGAAGACUCCAAAUCUCUUACCAGGAUUUUGACGAACGUCUCAGAGCGGGGAGUCCAGGAGUUGCGGAAGAAGCAGAAGGAAGAUAUCAUUGUUUGUCCUCAACUCCUGAGCACAUCCUCCAAUCCUGACUAUGUACAGAAGUACCUCUCCCUGGGAGCAUCUAGCUUGGAGAAGCAUGUGAUCUUGACCAUCAGCAACGUCACGGAGUGCCUUGAUCUGUCAGCUGUCAGCCAAUAUCCAGAUGAACAGGAAGUGCUUCUGCCUUUCCUGUCAGUCUUGAGGGUCCAGGACGUCUCCUUCGAAGCGGGUCAAGCUACACGUGUGCGAUGUCAAUUCCAGGGCUCCAUGCUGAGCCCACGCUUGAGAUCCGCCUGUUUGUCGGAUUUGACCAUGGCUUCCUAUGAGCUCGUCCAAGGUCUGGAUGAUUUGCCGAUCCCAAGCCCGAUCUCUGUUAGCUUGGGUGAAUCUAAAACCGAUCGACCAAACUUGCGCGAUCAUACCCAGUACAACACGAAGGUCUUCCAGACACUGGUUCAUGCCUUUGAAGCUCUAGAUCGACGGGGUGCUUGGAUGAUUAGCUAUUCAGAUUACUCAUGGGCACAGGACACACUGGCAAGUAGCGUUGGCGUGAAGCGAAUCCUUCGGAAGCUCACAGGGCACUUUGCCAACAGCCACCUCGACCUGACUCUCCAGAAGUUCUUUGUGCUGACAAUGCCUGGCGCGACGGACAGCCAGCUGGAACGGGCCUUCCGUUGGACCUCGCGGUAUCUGCGAACCACGGAGCCGCAGAGGUUGGAGGAAUCGCCAUCCGCCAGUCCUCAGUCUCCGCAGACUCCGGUUAUUCGCACCACGACUCCAAAACAUCCCCGUCUUCGAACGUGGCGAUGA
Molecule: messenger RNA, 6585 nt
Organism: Cladocopium goreaui
Lineage: Eukaryota; Dinophyceae; Suessiales; Symbiodiniaceae
Source: the annotation of a GenBank genome assembly